This is a messenger RNA of Penicillium vulpinum, 3384 nucleotides long. RefSeq lists its product as uncharacterized. Gene Ontology annotation, biological process: protein processing. Bases 1 to 3384 code for a protein of 1127 amino acids. Lineage: Eukaryota; Fungi; Ascomycota; Eurotiomycetes; Eurotiales; Aspergillaceae. The record is from RefSeq and is a predicted model, not a curated record. The transcript has 8 exons. Gene Ontology annotation, molecular function: FMN binding; metalloendopeptidase activity; oxidoreductase activity. Gene Ontology annotation, cellular component: plasma membrane.
AUGGCAAAUAAAAUAUUAUCAAUAGCUGACCUUGAGGAGGUUGCUUCCAACUCACUAUCCAUCUCCGCGAGAGACUUCUUCAACUCCGGUGCAACAAAUCAAGUCACGCUUCACGACAAUUAUGCUGCGUAUAGAAAAUACCGUCUCUUACCAAGGGUUCUAAGAGAUGUCUCAUGCGUCGACACUGGAAUUUCCCUCUUUGACCGAAAUAUCCUAUUUCCGCUCUGUGUCUCACCCACCGGAUUGCAGGUUAUGGCCCACCCAGAAGGUGAGUUGGCAACAAGCCGAGCCUGUGCCAAAAUGGGUAUAAAUAUGGGCGUCUCUUCCUAUGCCAAUCACUCGGUUGAAGAAAUCACCGUCGCUGGAAAAGAAGUGGGACCAAUUCAUCAUGUGAUGCAGCUCUACGCGAUGAACGACAAAGCUAAACAAGAACGGAUUGUCCGUCGGGCAGAGGCUGCGGGUUGCAAGGCAAUAUUUCUGACAGCAGAUAGUCCGGUACUUGGGGUGCGUUGGAAUGAAUGGCGCAAUGGAUUCAUGCCUCCAGUUGGCCUGGGGUACCCGAUGUAUGAGAAAACAUCUACCGAGAUUCAGCAACAAUCUCAUGAUGAUGGCUUUAGCUCGACAAACUCAGUUUCCCAUUCCUGGGCCACGGAGAUACCGUGGUUGCGCAGCGUCACAAAGAUGGAGAUUUGGAUUAAAGGCAUUCUCACCCCGGAAGAUGUCGAGACUGCUAUCGAAUAUGGUUGCGAUGGUAUCAUAAUUAGCAACCAUGGUGGUCGACAGCUGGAUGAGACACCAGCCACAAUUGAUGCGCUUCCUGCCUGUGCUAAGACUGCGCGGGGGCGGAUCAAGAUUCAUAUUGAUGGUGGAAUUCGAUCUGGGGUGGACAUUUUCAAGGCCUUGGCUCUUGGUGCUGAAUGCUGCUGGGUUGGUCGUCCUGCGCUUUGGGGACUCGCGGAGCGCGUUGUGUUCUACAGCUAUGGGGGAUGUGCUAAUAGCUCCCCAGUGACCAUAGGAAACGUGAACUACUCGUUGCACAAUAUGCAGUCCGAGAAGCAUACGCUUUUGGACAUAAAAGAAGUCUACAAUUCUGAUGACAAUGGCUUUGUUUCUAUCCACACCUGUCGCAAUAAGCAACAAAGAAAUCGCCCCUGUUGGGCGAGAACCCUAAGAAAAGGGCUCUGCUUCUUUGUGAUCACUGGUCUUAUUACCUACCAUCUAGGUUUCCCGCAUGGCUCUCCGUCUACUGAGAAGAACCCAUCCCCACACCUCGAGGCUCCCCCGCUUUGCCAGUCACAAGAAUGCAUUCAUGCUGCAUCCGAAAUCCUCUACAACCUAGAUCCUAAAUAUGAGGAUAUAGAUCCCUGCACUGAUUUCGAUCAAUAUGUCUGCGGUGGAUGGAGGGAGCACCAUGACAUGCGGCCCGAUCAGGGAUCGAUAUUUGCGGGCACAAUCAUGGAAGAGAAUGCCCAGACUAAACUUCGUCAUAUCCUGGAGCGCACAGAACCGCCGCAGUCAUCUGAUGCUGACAAUUUCAAGAAACUCAAGGCUGCAUACGAUGCUUGCUUGGAUGAGGCUACAGUCAACAAACGAGGCAGUGAGCCUUUGAUUAGCAUUCUGGAUGAACUGAGAACCAUCUAUCCUGCAAAAGCAGGUCUUGUGAAAGGAGCGCAGGACCAACUCACCAGUGCUCUGUUGUAUCUGGCAAACGCUGGUGUUGAAGCUCUGGCUUCUUCCGGUGUUACUCCCGACGACCGAGACCCCGAUAAUGUUGUGAUCAUGAUCUCGCCGCCUCGGGAAAUCGGACUUCCUGCUAGAGAGUACUAUAAUAACACAAAGACCGUGGCUGAUUAUACGACUGUUUUGAAGCAAGUUGUUCGGGGACUUUCUGGAGACGGAUUUGACAAAAUUGCCGAGGAUGUUGUAGCCUUUGAAAAGAAGCUCGCAGAUGUGACUCCGGACACCCAAACCCAGGAAGAUGUUACCAAAUACUACAAUCCCCUUAGCGUCAAGGAAACGGAGGCAUUGCUACCUGAGAUCUCUUUUGCUGAUAUUAUUUCAUCUUUGGCACCCCAUGACUACAAGGUUGAUCGCCUAAUUAUUGGCUCACCUUCCUAUAUGAAGGCAUUGUCUGUUCUCUUGAAAGAUACACCCAGGGAGACUGUUCUACUCUUCUUGCAGUGGAAGCUCAUCCAAGCGUUUGCGGAUGUUAUUGAGGAUUCCUCCGUCGAACCCCUUCGGCGAUUCCGGAAUGAACUCGCCGGCAAAGAGCCUCAGGCCAAGGAGGAGCGAUGGCGUAAAUGCCUCGGACAUCUGGAUGAAGGGCUUGAAUGGAGCCUCAGCCGUUUCUAUGUGCUCGAUGCGUUCUCUGAGGACUCAAAGAAACUUGGCGAUCAGAUAGUUUCCGAUAUCAAGGAGCGAUUUAUCUUCACCUUGGACCAGACUAGCUGGAUGUCCCCGGAUGUCCGAAAAUUGGGCAUUGAGAAGGUAGGAAACAUUAUCCAGAAGAUCGGAUUUCCCACAAAGAGUCCCAAUGUUUUGGACCCCGAUGAUGUGAAUAAAUUCUAUCGGGAUUUGGAAUUGUCCAAGGACACUUUCUUCGAGAACGAGGUGGCUAUGGCGAGGUUCCAACUUCAUAAUGAAUGGUCUAAGCUCGGAAAGCCCACCAACCGUGACGAAUGGGACAUGAGUUCACCGACUGUUAACGCUUAUUACAACCCGCCAGGGAAUGAGAUUGUCUUCCCAGCCGGUAUUAUGCAACCGCCGGCGUUCUAUGGACCUUCGGCUCCAUUGUAUCUAGCAUAUGGUGCAUUUGGUGCCGUCAGUGGCCACGAACUUUCACAUGCUUUCGAUUCUACCGGUCGUCACUACGACGAGAGUGGGAACUACACUAACUGGUGGGAUGAUAAAACCGUUGAAGCAUUUGAAGAGCGUGCUCAAUGCUUUGUCGACCAGUAUUCCAAGUUUACUGUCAUUGGCCCCGAGGACAAGGUCCUCAACGUGAACGGACGGCUGACAUUGGGUGAGAACAUUGCCGACGCUGGAGGUUUGACAGCAUCAUACCACGCAUGGAAGAAGCAUGAUGAGGCAAAGCCUGACCCCCAUCUCCCGGGAUUGGAUGCAUUCACCAAGGAGCAGCUGUUCUUUAUAUCUUAUGGUAACUGGUGGUGUGGGAAGACUACCAAGGAGGCGGCUGAGCAAGCGAUCUAUAACGAUCCCCAUGCGCCCAAAUCAGCACGGAUUAUCGAAACUAUGGCCAACUCCAGGGAAUUCAAGAAUGCCUUUAGUUGCCCAGAUAAGAAGCCACGAUCGCUGCUCAACACAAGCGGGAGCAAGCCUCGGGGCAUGACCGAAUUCAGCAUCGACGGCCAGAUCCCAAAAUGA